Molecule: messenger RNA, 1932 nt
Organism: Lachnellula hyalina
Lineage: Eukaryota; Fungi; Ascomycota; Leotiomycetes; Helotiales; Lachnaceae
Gene: ENP2
Product: Ribosome biogenesis protein
Exons: 1
Coding region: 1-1932 (643 amino acids)
Biological process (GO): maturation of SSU-rRNA from tricistronic rRNA transcript (SSU-rRNA, 5.8S rRNA, LSU-rRNA)
Cellular component (GO): nucleolus; 90S preribosome; nucleus
Molecular function (GO): protein binding
Source: RefSeq, a predicted model, not a curated record
AUGAAGCUCACGAAUGCUAACGAGGUGCCGGUCUAUACCAUCUCCGGUGCUUCUACUGCAAGACCUCUGCCAGACUGGCUUGCACGGCAACGGAAGCGCAGUUUAAAAAACGACCCCGAGUAUGCCAAUCGAGUCGAAUUACUCCAGGAUUUUGAAUUCGAAGAAGCCAGCACGUGUAUAAGAGUCAGUGAAGAUGGAGAAUGGGCGAUGAGUACUGGCACAUACAAGCCGCAGAUUCACGCACACAACCUGCCACAACUUUCUCUCUCCUUCGCGCGACAUACCACCAACCUAAAUCAUUCCUUCAUCCUCCUAUCCUCCGAUUAUUCUAAAUCGCUCCAUCUACAAAUCGACAGAAGACUCGAGUUCCACACUCCUGGAGGAUGCCACUACCAAACACGCCUCCCGAGAUAUGGCAGAGACUUAAUUUACGACAAGCAAUCGGCUGAAGCUUUGGUUCCAUCUGUUGGCGUGAAUGCAGAUGGUAGUGGAGAGGUUUACCGACUGAACCUCGAGAUUGGAAGAUUUAUGAAGUCUUACGAAGUUGACGUCGGUGGUGAUGACCUGGCUUCAGCUGGAGGCGGUGCAUUACAAGGUGGGAUCAAUACUGGCAGUGUGAAUACGGCUGCAAUUGCAGAAGAGAGCCAUAAUCUACUUGCUUUCGGAACUUCUAUUGGGACUGUUGAGUUUUGGGAUCCGAGGUCAAAGGCUAGAGUAGGGAUUCUGUCAGGACAAGAAGGAGAAAUUACGGCUCUCGACUUUGACAGGUCAGGUAUUUCGCUCGCAACUGGUUCCUCUGAAGGUCUGGUGCAAAUCUAUGACCUCCGACGCCCAGUUCCAAUUUUGCGCAAAGAUCAAGGAUAUGGAUACCCCAUUAAAACAUUAAUACAUAUGACAACAUCAUCUCAGGAAAAGAAAAUAUUGUCGGCGGACAAACGAAUCAUCAAAUUAUGGGACGAGGCUGAUGGCAAGGCUUGGACGUCAGUCGAGCCAGCUGUGGACAUCAAUUCUGUAGCAUGGUGUAAGGAGAGUGGGAUGCUCUUGACCGCGAACGAAGGCAAGCAGCAGCACGCUUUCUUCAUUCCACAGCUUGGCCCCGCGCCCAGGUGGUGCUCAUUCUUAGACAAUAUGGUUGAGGAGAUGGCAGAAGAAGCGCCAGCAGGAACAUAUGAUAAUUACAAGUUCUUGACGCUACCGGAACUGAAAGCCUUGAACCUUGGACAUCUUGUUGGGACAACCAAUCUAUUACGGCCUUACAUGCACGGAUAUUUUGUUGCCUCGAGGCUCUACGAGGAAGCUCGGCUUAUUGCCAAUCCAUACAUUUUAGACGAGGAGAGGACCAAGAGAGUCAAAGAGAAAGUUGAGAAAGAAAGAGCCAGUAGGAUUAGAGGCGGCAAGAAAGUCAAGGUUAACCAGAAUUUGGUCGACAAGAUGCUCAAGAGACAAGAGCGAAGACAGAAGGUCGAUGAGGAUAUGGGUGUUCUUGGUGACGACCGAUUUGGCAAACUGUUUGAGGAUGAGGAUUUUGCUGUGGAUGAGCGAAGCAGAGAGUUUCAGGCACUCAAUCCCAGUACGAAGGUUGACGCCGUCAAUGGGAAGGCGUCAGAUGACGAAGCCAAUUCGAGCGACAGUGGGGACAGUGAUAAGGAUGAGAUUAUGUCGAAGCCCAAGCCCAAGCCUGAAAUGCGGAUAUCAUCCUCUUCAUACAAGAAGUCUGGUCACCAACGUCAGGAUAAGCCUUUGGGAUCACGAAUGCAAGGUGCGGGCCGUGUCAAUAAGAAUAAGGGAGAGGUUGUCGGCGAGCGAUCCGUUACCUUUGCACCCGAGGGAAGAAAGAAGGAGAAAGAGAGUGCCAAACCUCCUGUCGAGCGGAAGGGGAGACGUGACGACGGUCGGAGGAGCGCCAGUGGAAACGUGUUUAGGAACCUGUGA